Molecule: messenger RNA, 2254 nt
Organism: Hemiscyllium ocellatum (epaulette shark)
Lineage: Eukaryota; Metazoa; Chordata; Chondrichthyes; Orectolobiformes; Hemiscylliidae
Gene: zfyve27
Product: zinc finger, FYVE domain containing 27
Exons: 11
Coding region: 453-1787 (444 amino acids)
Biological process (GO): neurotrophin TRK receptor signaling pathway; vesicle-mediated transport; endoplasmic reticulum tubular network formation
Cellular component (GO): growth cone membrane; endoplasmic reticulum tubular network
Molecular function (GO): metal ion binding
Source: RefSeq, a predicted model, not a curated record
GAGAGGGGUGACGGUUGGCUCCGAGCGACAGACAGAGCGAGGGCGGAGGAAAGAAGCGAAAACACCGGAGCGGUCCGGCGGGGGAAAAGAGCAGCGCCUUCCGGGGCAGCACCGGAGAAGGAGAAGAAACCUCCGGCGGCCCGCAGCGGGGAAUAAAAUUUUAAAAAUUACGCGGAGGUGGAGGAGAGCGCGGAGCGUCCGAAACUGUCAUGGCCGCCACUGGGCCUCGUCUCCUAGCAACCGAUUGACCCCCCGUGACCCCUGUAUGCUGCCAACAGCCCAACAUUGUAGUGACAGGACUGGGGUCCCAUUGCAGCAGCAUUAACUCAAUUUCAUUCAAAGUCACUACACCUGUCCCUAUUGUUGCAUAUAUAACUGCACAUCAAUGUGGAUGUUUAGAUAUUAGAGGUACAGCUGUAACAUUUAUAUUUUGCUAACAUAUAUCUGGAGCUAUGCAGUCUGCUGUGGGCACUUCCCCUACCUGGGAGGCUGCAGGGCUGGCAGAGAGUGGAGGUGAGAGGAGGAACUCUGCUGGGAGCCCCCCUGCUGCCACCACAGCCACCAGCACCGUUGCUGCCAGCUGCACCAGCAGCCCCCCACUCAGUGCCAGCAGCCCCCUGCCGGAGAUGGAAGCCAACCCUCCGGCAGAGCCCAAGACCAGGCACAGACCCCCUCAGACCUUUGACCUCCUGAGCCUGGUGGUGGCUUUCAAGAGGCUAGAGUUCUUCGCAGAGCCGCUGUAUGACGCCUGGGAGAUGGUGAAGUAUUUAAUCAGAUGGAAAGCACCCAAAUGCUCCAUGUUGUGUUGCAUCAUUCUCAAUGUGUUGUUCCUGACGCUUACAGAAGCUGGCUGGUUCAUUCUUCUCGCACUAGUUAUUUCUACCCCUGCUGUACUUGGGUAUUUGCAGAACUGCUGCCAGGAGCAGCUCAGUGAGCAAGCCCUCGCAAGGCAGAAAAAUCACAGUGUCCGAAGAGAGGAUCUUCAGAAGGUUAAAAUCAGCAGACAGGAAGCUCUGGUUGAAAUCAAAGCUUUUUUAAUUCACCUAGAUGAGAUGGUGAACAAGACCUGUAGCAGCUGCGAGGCUGCAUACCGAGUCCUAUACUGGGAAGACCAUUCGCUAUCUGUUCUGUUUUAUGGGAGUCUGUUGGGAACGCUCUCCAUCGUUUAUUUCCUCCCACUCUGCUGGGUCAUGGUUCUUCUGAACAGUUUGUUAUUUCUGGGAAAUGCAGAUUUCUAUAGGGUUAUUAUCGAUUACAAAGUAGCGUUACUACAGAAUUAUAGUUCCGAUGCUGGUAUUGGAGGGGAAGUGGUUACAAUGCCUGAGUCAGAAGGUGGUUUAAACCAGGAUGUGACUCCAACUGGAAGUACUCCAGAGGAAGUAACUGUAGGAACCUUGGAGGAGCCAGAGGAACCGGAAGCAGAAGAUGAAUUUAAAGAUGCAAUAGAGGAGGAUGAUGAUGGUCCACAGUGCACUGGGGAUUAUGAUCUGACCAUGCAGGACAAUGGAUUUUUUAAUAAGAAUGAGCUCAUCAGGAGCAAAGUCUCCAAGUUGACUGAAAAACUGCGGAAACGUUAUCCGACCAAUAACUACGGAAAUUGUAACAGCUGCAGUGCCACGUUUUCAGUUCUGAAGAAACGACGUAACUGCAGCAACUGUGGCAACAGUUAUUGCUCGAGAUGCUGUUCAUACAAAGUUUCCAAAUCGUCAAUGGGAGCGACUGCCCCAGAUGCCCAACGGGAGAUGGUGUUUGUGUGUGCACAGUGCAACCUCAUUUUGAGCAAAUAGGACAAGGCAUCGACUCUAUUUCUCCCCCCCACCCCCCACCUUUUAAAUGUAAAUUUAAUUUUUAUGUUUUAACUAAAAUGUACUGUAUCAGAGAACUGGAGAAUGGGCAUGAACGGUAUGUACUAUGAACUCUUCUGUAUUAAGGGAUUAGGGCUGCAGUCUGACCAUGAGAGCAAAACUGUUUCUGGAAUCCAUGUUUGUUUGUCAUAUAAACUAAAAUAAUAUAUAAUAUAUACAUAUCCUCCCCUCUAAAUGCUGCUUUCUACUGUAUAUACCAUGUGAUUAAAUCUUUUCAAUUUUCUUUUUGUAUUGAGUGCAGUGUAGAACACAAUUUAAAGAGUUGGUAAAACUCUCCACCUCCCCUCAAACCAUGUUUCUUAAGAUUGUAUUUUAUGCUUUCCCUUUAGUUUGAUAUGUGUGAUGUAAGUCUGAUAUUUUCUCAAUAAAAGUGACACUGCAGAAAAAUA